This is a messenger RNA of Ruditapes philippinarum (Manila clam), 14296 nucleotides long. RefSeq lists its product as uncharacterized. The record is from RefSeq and is a predicted model, not a curated record. Gene Ontology annotation, cellular component: nucleus. Lineage: Eukaryota; Metazoa; Mollusca; Bivalvia; Venerida; Veneridae. The transcript is spliced from 11 exons. The coding region runs from base 3864 to 11501 and encodes 2545 amino acids. Gene Ontology annotation, biological process: male meiotic nuclear division; synaptonemal complex assembly; regulation of double-strand break repair via homologous recombination.
UCAAUUUGGAGUAUAUAAGUAAUGUUUUGAAAAGUCACACUAUCUGAAUGUUUAUGUUCUGGUUAUAUCCGCAAUACGGGUAGCACAAUUGGUUGAGUGAUUACCUCAUAUAUUAGAGGUCUAUGGUUCGAUCCAUACUUUUGCAAUUGCUUUUAAACCCAUUUUUUAUUUUUGAAGUAUGUUUUAAUGAAUAGGGCUUGCAAAAUAGUCUAAACGGAUAUGGAACAACUUAGAAACACAGAUUUGUUUGUUUUGUAUUGAAUUUUAUGGCAUUGAAAUGACAUUUAUUGAUUUAAAUUUUAAUUCUUAAACCAUGCUAUUUAAAAAGUAUAUUGUCUUUGCCAAAAUAAGUGCAAAACAUAUUUAAAAAAAGAUCAAAAAGAACAUCUUAAAGAAAAACAAUCAUACCUUCAAUAAUGUGGAAAAUAUAAAUAAGAAAAAAGCAUAGACAAACGCGGUCUAGAUCUUACAACAGUUGGAACAUUUUGAAGUUAUAAACCGGUAGUUUACCCUAUUGCGCUUUAAUGGUCAGUAUAUAGCUAUUUCAUAGAAACAAAUUAAAUUCAAUCAUAUCUUACUGAGUACAUCUCACAAAGUUUACCGUUAAUUCAUUUAUCGAAGAUUAAUAUUUAUAUUGUGUGCAUUGACCGUGUAAUCAGUAUGCAAUUGACAGGUUAAUAUAAACAAUAUAUGAGGAUAGAAAAAGGUUCUGUUGUUAGCUUUAAGAAAAAAAUGUUCAUAAAAGAUUUUUCAAAGAUUGUAAAGAUACCUUUACCUGAGUGCUUACUUAAGGCAAUUAUAUGAUGCUUUUUAUAUAUCAACUGAAGAUAUUUUUGUCAGAUUGUAAAUUUAUUUUUAUAAAAGAAGUUUGUUAAUUAAUUUUAAAUUGAUCCAUCUUAUCACUGAUAUUUUUCAUUCUAAAUAUCUGGUGUGAUUUAUAUAAUGAUUUGGUUCAUGUAGCUUCAUAUUUUAUUUACCACUGAAGUUAUUCACUUGAAACUGCUCUCUUGUAUGUUUGAUCAUAACUCCUAAUAUGUCGCUGUCAGAGACUCCAGCAUAGAUUUUUUACUAAAUUAUUCCUUUUUGAGAAGCUUUAAAUUUUUGGUAAAUGUUUUUACUUGCAGCAUCUAUAAAGGUUGUAACUUCACACAUGCCAGCAGAAUCAGAAUUAAUUGCUGGUCAUUAUCCAAGACCAGUAAAUCAUUUAGUGAUUUUUUUGUGUUAAUAAAAUUCUGAUUAUAGCUUCUGGCAUUUAUACAUAAGAUCAAUGACAGUCAUGUAAUGUGGUUAUUUGUAGAAAUUUCUCAAUCUGUUUCGAGAUUUUAUUGUCCACAGAUCCCAUACUCAAACUUUGAUAUGUAUUCUGAAAUUUUAUUUUUUGUAAAUUAAGAACAUUUUUGCAGGCCAGCUGCAGAGGGAUAGAGAGAUAUAUUUUAAAACAUACAAACAAUAAUUGGGCAGGCUCUUCACACUCUUCAAAGUGUAAAGAAGUUUUCUCUCUAAUGCGGAUAUGAAAAAUGAUUUGCCAUAUCUGAUUUUAUAAGCCUUUCAGUCCAUACUAAGCAGUAUAAUAAUGCAUUAAUUAUAUGCAUUUUAUAAUGUGUCUAAUUGAGAAAGAAUGUAAACAGCGUUGUGUUUUUUCAGCUUUUGAAUGUUAAUAUUGACUAACUUCUAAACAUUAUAUAGGCUAAAGAGACAAUGUUCAGCCAUCUUUAGCUCACAUGACUUUUCGAAAAAAAAAGAAAAGCUCGUGUCCUGACCUUGUUGGUUUUGGUUAGCCUUUUAAUUUUAGGUCCAUUUUCUAAGAAAUUAUGAAAUCUACUUCAAACUUGGUAUACAUGUUUUAUUGUCAUAAAAGGAAGCCAGUUCAAAAGGGCGGAUAAUCCUUGAAUUAUUUCAUGCAAAGUUAACUUAAUGCCUUUUUUAGCUCUGGUCCAUUUUCAAAGAAACUGUCAAAGUGAUUCAUAUAAAACUUGAUAAUUAUACAUGUUCACUUUCAAAAUAUGACACAGUUUUUUUGUGUCGCCUUGAAAAGGCGACUUAAAUGGGUUACAUUUGUCGACCGUGGCGGCGGCGGCCCCUAAAGCUUGUCCGGAGCAUAACUCAAUCACUAUUAGUCAGAUUGACUCCAAACUUGGUAUGCAUGCUUCUUUCAAUGACCCAAAGUGCAGUGCACAAGAAUCGUUACUCUGCGCUUCUUAAUUUUUGAGUUAUUGCCCUUUGUUAAUUUUCAUACUUUAUUUUUGUCCGGGCCAUUUCUCCUAAACUAUAAAAGCUAUGGACUUGAAACUCUAUAGGAUGAUAGAUCUCAUUAAUAAGUGUGCAGUGCACAAGAACCAGCACUCUGCACUUCUUAUUUUUUGAGUUAUUGCCCUUUGUUAAUUUUCAUACUUUAUUUUUGUCCGGGCCAUUUCUCCUUAACUAUAAAAGCUAUGGACUUGAAACUCUAUAGUAUGAUAGAUCUCAUUAAAAGUGUAGUGCACAAGAACCAGCACUCUGCACUUCUUAUUUUUUGAGUUAUUGCCCUUUGUUAAUUUUCAUACUUUAUUUUUGUCUGGGCCAUUUCUCCUAAACUAUAAAAGCUAUGGACUUGAAACUUCAUUGGAAGAUAGAUCAUAUUGAGAUACAGUGCAAUGUUCAAAAUCCGGUACUUAGUACUUGAUGAUUUUUGAGUUAUUGCCCUUUGUUAAUUUUCUUACUUUAUUUUUGUCCAGGCCAUUUCUCCUAAACUAUAAAAGUUUUUGACUUGAAACUUCAUAGGGGGAUAGAUCUUAUUGAGAAGAAAUGCAGUGCAGAGUUCUUGUUAACUUAAUUUUUUCAAUCAAGGUCAAUUUUCAAUCUUCAAACUUGGAAUGCUACAUUUUCAAAGCAUUUCUUAAGGGCAGGUUAACUCAUUAACUUUUUUUUUCUCAGUUAUGCCCCCUUUUUAUUUUGAAUUUCUUAUCAAGGUUUUUGUAAGGUUCAUUUUUCAAAAAGUAUCAGAGAUAUUCACUGUAGAAAUUAAGUACUUGUCCACUAUCAAAUUUGAAAUGAAUUUCUAAGGAGCAGAUAAACAUGAAAGCUAUUUUUUGCUAACUUAUUUUCUCUUAUUUUCUCUUCUUGACCUAGAAUAUUUGCCUUUUUUUCAAAAAUCAUUAAAGGUUAUUAUUUUAAACCUAAAAUAUUUGUUGACUAUCAAAAGCAGGUAGGUUUUCUAAGCAUGUUAGCAGAGUUAAGCCCCCUUUUCUAUGUUGCUUUUAUUUAACUAUUCAGCAUAGCAUGCUAUCUGCAAACAGGUCUUGAAACCUUACCAUGCAUUUCAGUGAGACAAACUACAUUGUAUAUUUAAUCAUAGAAAAAGUGAGAGCCCGAGAAUUUUGAUUUUGUUGAGCAUAUGUAUCAUUUUAGCUUUUCAUAAUGUUAAAUAAUAAGAAUUGCAUUUGUAUGAAGGCAGUAUUAGACUAGCUGCAAAAUUUAAUGCACAAAAAUAAAAUUAAUUAAGCCUAAAAAUGACAUUUAGUGAAUGAUGAAAUAGCCAAUCUUGUACAUAUUAAUUACUGCAAUAGAAAAAUCUUCAAGGAAAUAAAGCUGCCUCUUUUAGUUACUUUUUAGACUGAUUAAGCAAAGCAACAUUGUUUUAAACAUCUUUACCUUUCAUUUCUAUGACAAAAGGUAUGAUGAUCAUAAUGAGCAACCAGAGUCUUACCUGGUAUAGAUUUUCAACAAUGUUUCAGAAUCCAGACAUGGACAUUGGUUGAGGGCAGUCAACUUUUUAUGCCCCCCCCUGGCUUAGAGAAAAUGAAGUGUCCGUUCGCACCGACCAAAAAGGGAAAGGGGGGUCAUCUAAGAUGAUGUAAGGGGUGUCAGAAAAAUAAGCAGGGACAAUGUCCAGGAAAGAUACAAAAAGUUUUAAGGUGCCAAAAAUUAAAAGAGCAGAGAGGAAAGAUAACUUGAGACAGGUUGAUAACACAAGUCGUGACUGUCUAGAAAUUGUGAAUGCAGUAAAAAGAUCGUACCUUGCCAGUGACUAUGAGUCCUCGUGGCAACUAAAGACUGCAUCACUAGUGGAGAAUAGAGAAUUAGAAGCUGUUUACAGGGCUAAGAAGGCAGAUCUGAAAGAGGAAGGUCGCCAUGCAAGAGAUUUGACUGACCAUUUUGCAUUUAUUGUACAGAGAGAUAGUACAAUAGUUCCACAUGUUGUAAAAGAUGGCCUAAAGUGUAAAUUUGUACACCAGAACUCUUUAGGUGACAGUAAGUUGGGUGUAUAUGUAUGUAGGAAUGCUGAUGUACAACUGCGGUAUGCUGAAGGUUGGAAAGUACCUACAUGUACACUGCUGGUAUUUAAGAUUGUACUUGGGAAAUGCAAGCCUCUAGCACAACAGGUAACUGAAGAGAAGAUAGAACCAACACCCAACUAUGAUUGUCAUAUACCACAGGUUCAAGCAAGACCCAGUGAUAAUUUUAGUGUACAGCUUGCUAGAUCACAGAUAUAUCUAUAUGAGUACACAGAUGACUGUGAACCUUCAGUUAGACCUAGGCAAGUUCUACCAUAUGCUGUCCUCACAUAUGAGAAAGCUGAAAAUAUUCCAAGUAGUUCAUUAAGUUCAAAGAUAGAUAGCUACUCCAAACGUCCCACAUAUAUGUCCAGACCCUCGGAAGGUGACACAUCUAAACCAUCUACUGCACAAGUAACUUUGAAUAAACGUGAUCCAAGAUUAAGCCUAGCUAAAGUUAAACCUGAUGAAAGUGAUGGAAGUCUGUGCGUUCCACGUUUAACCUCGGGUCCACCACCUAGAGAACCUUAUACUUCUAUUGCAAAUUCAGUUAGUGACAUUGAUGACCCUAGGUCACAGCUGAGUUUCCUGACCUUACCUACCAAGCCAGCUUUUGACCUUUAUCAACCAUCAUUUGGGCCUGGAUUUGAGGAACAGGAGCAAUCUAGUCAGGAUGAAGAUAUUGAGCCACAAGAACCUUUAACAAGUUUACCGCCAUUGAAAUUACCACGAAUGCCAAGUCCGAACAGUCAGUUAGAUACAAGAUACAUUGAUCCAAGAUUUGGAUAUGUUGAUUCAAAUGUUACUGCUCUUCCAAAUGAUCCUGGGUUUGUUCCAAAUGACCCAAGGUUAAGGACAAAUACCCCUAGUUUUCUUCCAAAUGAUCCAAGGUUAAUGUCAAAUGAUCCUAGAUUGCAGUCGGGACCAUUUGACCCAAGAAGACAACAAAGACCAUUGGAUCCAAGACUUCAGCAACAACUCCCUGAUUUAAGACUGACUGCAGCUGAUCCUAGGCUUCAACAAACCUUUAAUCAAAAACAAAUUACCAUUGAUCCACAACAAGUUAAUAAACCAAAUAAUGAAGAUACAACUAAAACACGCAAGAAACUCAGUUUGAGUGAUUACAAGAAAAAAGUGAAUAUUUCAAAACCUGUUGUUACUAAAGAAUUAGCUGAAUCUACAAAUGAAAUUGAAUCUUUAAAGAAUGAAAGUGAUAUUUCAAGGGAAACAACUACACACACAUUAACUCAAACAUCACAUUGUAGAAAUGUAAUGAAUACUGAAACAGACCCAACAUUAGAAGACCAGGAUUAUAGGUUAAGUCAAGAUAAACCUUUAAGUCCUGUCUCAGUCAAUGGAAAAGAUAGCAGGUUUGCAGAUGACGACUUUGUGGAGGAACCUGACGAUAUGGCAAAAACACUGAAUGAACUUUCAGAUCCUGAUGAUAUAAGUCAGUCACCUAAACUGUUUGAUGAAGACGAUGAUGAACCAGUUGCUAAGCAACCUCCUGCUGAUGACCCUAUGCUAUCAGAAGCAAUGCAGAAGCUAGUUGAACAUUCUGGUAAUGUAACAUUAUUUACUGAAGCUUUAAGAUUGCUGCAGGAAUCGGCUGAAGAAUUUGGAGACCAGCUGACAGAUCCUGAGUUUCUUGUGAAAAAAAUUGCUGAAAAAAUUGAUGAGCUUUCAAAACUUGAGGCUCAGAAAAAAGACAAUGCAGAUCAACUGAAUACAACAGAUAUUGUUGAUGUAAAAGAAAUAGAUUCACCGGAAAUGAUUAAAUCACCUGAUAUAUCAGACGAUUUAAAGAGUGAUGAAAUAACUCCUGUAAAGCACAUUCCUCUUGAAAAUAUUGACAUUGAUGCUAGUAAAUCCCUGGAAUGUGUUGAUAUGGAAAUAAGUGAACCAGAGAGUGAAGAUGAACCAGAAUCUAAACUUGAUUUGGCAAUGCAGAAAACACUAGAAGAAUUAGCUAAGUUAGAGCAGUCUCAACCUAUGAACAUUCCACUGCCAAUAAACAAUGAAGUUAGUUGCAAAGAUCAACCUAUUGUGAGUAAAAAAGAAAGUUCUCCUGCACUAGAUCUUUUAGACAUACCUAUACCAAAGGGCCCACCAGUUCAGUUGAAAAAGGAUGUGCCUAAAAAGUUACAGCAGACAAACUCUGAAAUAAGAAACACAAUGGUAGGAUCAAGGACUAAAGUUGAAAGUGAUGAGGAAGAAGAUCAAAUGAGGCUUUCUCAAAUACUACCCAGUUUACAAGAGAAAAAGAAAGCAACCAUUUCUAUAAAUCUUAAAAUGAACCAAAAAUCUAAAAUGAAGCCAAGGAACGUUACACCUGUAAAUGUCCCAGAUAUUUUUAAAGAUGAUUUAGACCUUAGGAUUAAGGAAAAGAAGAAAAUUGAAGAUUUAGGUUUUGGUCAGGUUGACAAAGAUUUUAGAACAUUUUCUGAUCAACAUAUACAGUCUUUCAAAUCAAUAGAAGAAAAUUUACAGAAAUCUGAAAAGAAUAAGAAAGGAAUAAUUGUGUUCGAUUCUGGUGAAAUUGAUAUUGAUGAUAGAAAAAUAUCCAAACCUGAUAAAAUAAACAAUAUUUCAGAGACAGUAAGUUCAGUUAAAAAAAAUUCCGAAAUAGAAUUUCAUAAUCCAUUUGGAUUAGGAAAAGAAGAUAUUGAUCACCGUAAAAUCAGUGAUCCUGACUCUCUGCAGAAAAAAGAUGUAAAUGAUUUUGGUGACAUAGACUGGAGAAAAGCAUCUGAUGUUGCAGAUAUUGAUAUGCGAUCUGCAGAUACAAGUACUGAAAAUUCACAGAGUAGUAACGUUGGAGAUUAUGAUCUGAGAAGAUCACAUUCUAGAAGUGUGUCCCCUCCUUCUAGAAUUGCAAUUUCUGAUAAAGAAAAGGCUAAAUCCUUUAAACCUCCUAUUAGAAAGUUCGUAGAUCCAUUUGGUUUAGAUGACGAUAUUGAUGAAAGAGUAGUUUCUAGAAGUAAUUCGCCAGUAGUUUCUGAAUCAGGAAAGCAUUUAAGAGCAAAAAGAAUGGGAAUAGAAAGUGUGAAUGAUUCAAACUCAAGUUCUGGUAUCCUAUUUGAUGCCUAUUCUAUUGGUCAGUCUAAAUCUGAAAUAAGCAAUGAGUUUGGUGAUGUAGAUUGGAGACAAGCAGCUGCAGCAGAAAUGGGAGAUGUUGACUUGCGAUUAGUACCUGGAGAAAAGCCUAAUACGACUAGCAAUAUGGACCAAAGACCUGUCACCUCAACCGCAGCUCCAAUUGUAAUACCAAAACAUACAGAUCACAGUAAAGACCCCUUUCAACAAAUGAACCAAAACUUGCAAAAUAUGUUUAAUACAAGUCAAAAUAUUCCGUCAUAUCAGACAUCAGUUUCACCAUAUGAUUCAUAUACUACAAUCAAAUCCAAUAACACUCUGACAUAUGGACAGUACACAACUUCAAAAAAUGACAGGAUAGAUGAAUAUAAGACAAGUAAAGUUAGUAAUGAAUAUCUUCCUAGUUAUACAACAAGUGGUAGUCAGAAUAAAGCUGCUAGUCAAGGUGGAAUUCAUAACAUAAUGCAGAAUCUUGAUUUUUCAAAUUUGAAGAAUAUUCUUGCUACAGUAAAACAGCCUGGUUCUGGUUUAGAAGUUGUUGCUAGUUCACCCAAAGAGCCAGAAGAAAUGGAUAAACCUGCAUUUGUUACUGGUUUAUCAUCUAUGAAUAACAAAUCUGGUUUUACAAGGAAAUAUGGAUCUGCAGCUGAACAAACUUCAUCCCCAGUGAAACAAAGAAGCACAGGUGGAGCAUCUCAGACAAACUAUGACUCUGUAAAAACAGCAAGUAGAAUACCUGGCUUUGAUAUUUCCCCAGAGAAAGAAGGGGCUGAAUUCCAACUGACUACAACUAGUAAAGAAAAGACAGACAGUUCAUUAUUUGAAAAAUCAAAUCAGAAAGACACUCAGUCACCAAAGGUUAAAGAAAAUGAUUCAUUACCAUCCACUCCUAAAAACAUAACAAAGAGAAAAGACAGUGAAGAUGUCAUGACACCUCUGCCUAAUAUAUCUUACCAAGCUGCUAUUUUGGAAUCAAUAGAACAGUCAGCAUUAAAAGUCAGAAAUGAUGACUCAUUUACUUCAGAAAUAGAAGAUUCUCCUUUAAGGCUGUCAAAAAAGCAACGAAGAAAACAUUCUAAGAAUUCCAAAGAAGGCGAUUCUCUAAAAAAGCGGAGAAAAGUUUCUGAUCAGGACAGUUUUGAUAAAGGAGAAGUUAUUCAAGAUAAGGAAAAGAAUAAAAAAUAUGAUGAUAAUUAUGAAGAAGAUGAUGAUGAUGAGGAAGAGUCUGGUUUAGUAAUAGAUUUAGACAUCAUGUCUCCUGUUGUUAAACAUUCAAGCGAUAAGGAUAGUACAACAACAACAACAAGGAUUAUGAUGAAUGUAGACACAAUAGAUCUGACAGACACUAAAGAAUCUGCUGUAGACCUCACAGAGGAGGAGGAACCUGUCCUUGUGAUAGCUGAUGAUGAUGAGGUAGAGGAUAACAAUUCUGAUGAUCUUCAAGCUGAAGAUACACUACAUGCAAAGACUAAAGAUGAAAUGACUGAUAUGCUUGAAAAAAGUAGGAAAAAUAUGGUCAUUAAGUUAAAAGGUGAAACUAAACUUGUCAAUCCCAAGACAGGUAAAGCAUACAAUGAAUGCCCUAAAGGAUCAGCUAUUGAAGUGUUGGGCAAGUCAUCCUCUGCCAAAGACAGUCCCAUUCAGCAGAUUCAUCCAAUACAUGGAAUAGUGCCAAUAAAUCAGGGGAAUUCUUCAACAGCUCAAUCCAGCUCCGAGCAGCCAAAGUUGGUGAAAGGUCAGCCUAUUUAUGCAAUUGGAAAUUCAAACUCUAAUAGUUCUACUGCAAGUGAAAUCAGUACAGGAACUGGAAUAAAUGGUUAUGGACAAAAAAAAGCUUUAGAAUAUAUUCAUCCAAUUACUGGACAAAAAGUGCUAUAUGGUAGAUUAUCACUAGCACAGUCUGGAAUUGUUUCAAUAACUCCCAAAGCAGUCCCAUCCCCACAGCCUGUUCCUCCUCCACAAGCUGUACAUCCACCAGCAAUCCAGCCUCUAGUGCCGGGCCAAAUUCUUGUCUUACCAGGUCAAUGCCCACCAGGAGUAGGGCAAGUGACAGGACCGUCAGGGAUUGCUAGGCUACCAUUCCUACCAACAAAUUUCAAUAAGCAAAGACCAGGUAUAGCUAUUCCAACAACACCAGGUAUUUUUGUGAAACAACAAACAAAAAACCCUCAAAUCGAAGCAAAAUCUUCAACUGAUGUUUUUGAUUGUUUUCGGGAUAAGUUUGAAAAGAGGAAUGUGAAAACUGAAACAACUACCAAUCAGAAUUAUGUCUAUGAAACAACUAGUGAGUCAAAAAUGGCUUAUUCUGUUAAAAUGUUUUUGGAAGACAUUGAAAAUAAAGCGAAAAAAGAGUUAUGUGCACAGGCCAAUAGCAGAUCUAUAAAUAAGGUUGUAAAAGGUGAAUCCGUUGUGAAAAAAUCAGUUGAUAAUGCACCAAAAAGUCAGAGCACUGACAUAAACAGUAAGAAAAGAUCUGGUGAUGAAGAGAGUAAUAUACUUGUAGUUCCAGUGAAGAAAACUAAAAGUGAAUUUGAUCCCAAACCUAAAUCACAAAGUGAUUUUGGAUCAAAAAUUCUCGAAAGUUUAACAGAAGUGAAAAAUAAAUUAAAGAGUCCAGAAAAAAUGCCUCAAAGCCCAGAGAAACCUAGGACAAUACCAAAAUUUGAAAUGAAAACAGAAGUUAAGGUUCAAAAAGAUGAAGUUAAGAAGGAUAUUACAGAGUCUGGAGCAUCUUCUGAAUUAGAAGAUGGAGAAAUUUCAGAAGAUUCUGAAUCCGAAGAAACUAAACCACAAAAACAAGAUAUGAAAAAAGGUGCUAGUAUACCUGUGCUAGGGUCCAAACCUGGUCAGUUUAAUAGAAUACCUACUAUAGGUGCUUGGCAACAAGGCCCAACAAACAUGGGUACAUGUAUGAUCAUAGCAAACAACUCGCCGCCCAGACAGAUCACAACAAUUGGAUCAAAUAAACCAGUUGUAAGUGCAUUUACAAUUGGUGCAGAUUGGGCUGACAUAAUACAGAAUCCAGAAACAAGAACUGUUGAAAGAGUGAAAGCCACAAAAAUAGAAUCUCCUUCAUUACGCAACAUUUCUGAGGAGUGUAGGGAUGACACUGCUAGUCUUGUGUCGAAAUCUGCAGCUUCAAUAUCGAGGAGUAGGCAGAAAAACAAGGCCCAAUCUCAAGUUAAAACACUAGGUGAAUGGCUUAAACUAGAACUAGAGAUAGACAAUAUUGAGCCUUUACAAAAUAUAAUACCGUAUGCCUUAGAUACAGAUCUUACUAAAAUUCCAAAGCAAAGAAAACGAAGGAUAAGAAUGAAAGUUAAGAAUGCAAUUGAGCAAGAAGGAACAAAAGCAAACAGUUUUGAGAGGCAAGAUACAGUGACAGUUGAAGUAUUAUUGAAUGAUCAACCAGCAGCGAAGUCAGCAGGUGCAAAAUUAUAUUAUUCUCCUGAAGUUUCAAAUGAACAAACUGAGCGUGAAUUGAAAAUGGUAGGGUCAUCACUGAAUCUUCUGAGAGAAAAGGUUAAACAACAAACAGCUGCAGGUGGAUUUGGGAACUGUUUCCAAUCAGGUGGUCAGUUUUUACCAAGGUCUAUUACAGGUUCAGUAGAGGAUAAGAAAAUGAUUGUUGCUAUGACAUUAGUGGAGAGUGAGAUGAGAACUCAUCUAGGAAGGACAUGUUUCUAUGGUUAUCCACAUAGACGAGUGCCUGAUGAGCUGUUGCUGAGUUCUGAGAUAGGUGGCUUUAAAUCAGAAGCAGAAGAAGUGUUUCUUAUUUUAAUGAUGCCACUCUCUGCCAAACCAUAUAAUAAACUUUUAAAUCUGAAGAACGAUCUUUGUGGCUCAUAUGAAAAAAGAAAAUGUACCCAAAAUCAAACUGAGAUAUCAAAAAUAGAUGAAGAAAUUAGACACUUUCAUAAUCAGAGACAAGCCUUGUUACGUGGUUUUACAGGUUAUCUAAAUAAAAAGCGUAUACAAAAGUUACAAGAGACUGUGGACAAGUAUACUUUGGUGUAUGACUACUUCAGAUCUAAAACUCCAGCUGUACCAGAUACUAUGCUUAGGUUUAUAAGGACCACACAGAUGGAUUUACGCCAACAUCUGAUUCUUGCCAAACAGUAUUUAGCCUUGGAAGCACAAAAGAUGCAAUGACAGAAACAGAUGUUUCCUGCUUAUAGAUUUUAGUCAGGAUUAUGGCGAUUGAUUAUUUCAUUAAAAUAUAUUUUAUCAACUAAUUCACAAAGAUCCAAGUUAUUCAAAAUAUUUACUUUUUAUGGUGCAGGGUGAAACAAUGUACUAACUCUGUCAGCCAAUAGUAUAAAGCCAGGUCAGAGUCCACAGAUCUACAGGCUGGCCUGGCUCUAUACUGGUGGCAAAGGCUUUCUUUCUACCUGUACACAUGUAUUUGGGAACUUAAUAUUCCAAAGGCAUCCUGCUUUAAUAAAUUGUUCAUUGUUGUUAAUAUUUCACUUUUGGCUCAAAUUUCUUACUUGUGACUUAUACAAAUAGUUCUUUAUAUGUGAUUAUAUUUUUGUUUGUAUCAAUUUACUACAAAUGAAUUGAGCUGGCAUUUCUUUUAUGUUUUUUUGUUUGUUUUUUUUUUGCUAAAUAUUUUGUUAGAACAGCAUUUUUAGCUUGACUUUUUGAAGAAUAGGGAGAGCUACUAAUAGUCUCACACCUGUGCUGCCAGGCGCACUUUGCUUAAGUUUUUGUGUGAAUUAAUGUUGGUAUCUCAAAAACUACUAAAGGGAAUGGGUGAAAACUUCACACUUGUGGUCUAUGAAUGACAAAGGAGUAUCUUUUUACAUAGUUAUGCCCCUUUCCUUAUUGUCAAAAACUGACAAUAGUGGAGCUUUUGGUCAGCACUUGUUAAGCUUAUAUUUCAAAAGGAUACAGUAAAGUACUAUUAUUUACAACCAUUUAGUAUUUGUAAUUUAAUUUCACCAGUGCUAUGAAUGGUAAUAUUUUGCCAUAUUUUUUUUCAUCCAUUAAUAAUUAUGAACCCUUAAUCUGCUGAAUUUGUGUACUAGUUUUGCCCAGUUGAAAAUUCAAAAAAGGCUACUCAAAGUUUAAGGGAUUUCAAUAUAACUGAUACAAGUACAAAAAUUAAGCGACCAACAGUAAAAAGUCUGGUCAGACUAUACAGAAGUGCACACUGCCCUGAUUCUAUACUGGUUUCAAAGGUUAAUUACAUUUGAUUCUAGCAGGUAAAGGUUAAUACCUGCAUCAGAAUUGGAUUCAAGCAGGUAUGGGUUGACAUGCCUGUAUCAGAAUUGGAUUCUAGCAGGUGCAGGUUAACAUGCCUGCAUCAGAAUUGGAUUCUAGCGGGUAUGGGUUAACAUGCCUGCAUCAGAAUUGGAUACUAGCAGGUAGGGGUUAACAUGCCUGCAUCAGAAUUGGAUUCUAGCAGGUAUGGGUUAACAUGCCUGUAUCAGAAUUGGAUUCUAGCAGGUGCGGCUAACAUGCCUGCAUCAGAAUUGGAUUCUAGCGGGUAUAUGUUAACAUGCCUGCAUCAGAAUUGAAUUCUAGCGGGUAUGGGUUAAUAUGCCUGCAUCAGAAUUGGAUUGUAGCGGGUAUGGGUUAACAUGCCUGCAUCAGAAUUGGAUACUAGCAGGUAGGGGUUAACAUGCCUGCAUCAGAAUUGGAUUCUAGCGGGUAUAGGUUAACAUGCCUGCAUCAGAAUUGGAUUCUAGCGGUAUGGGUUAACAUGCCUGCAUCAGAAUUGGAUUCUGACAUGCCUGUAUCAGAAUUGGAUUCUAGGAGGUACGGGUUAACGUGCCUGCAUCAGAAUUGAAUUCUAGCGGGUAUUGGUUAACUUGGCUGCAUCAGAAUUGGAUUCUAGCAGGUAUAGGUUAACAUGCCUGCAUCAGAAUUGGAUUCUAGCAGGUAUGGGUUAACAUGCCUGUAUCAGAAUUGGAUUCUAGCAGGUACGUGUUAACAUGCAUGCAUCAGAAUUGGAUUUAAGCAGGUACGGGCUAACAUGCCUGCAUCAGAAUUGGAUUCUAGCAGGUAGGGGUUAACAUGCCUGCAUCAGAAUUGGAUUCUAGCAGGUAGGGGUUAACAUGCAUGCAUCAGAAUUGGAUUUAAGCAGGUAUUGGCUAACAUGCCUGCAUCAGAAUUGGAUUCUAGCAGGUAUGGGCUAACAUGCCUGCAUCAGAAUUGGAUUCUAGCAGGUAGGGGUUAACAUGCAUGCAUCAGAAUUGGAUUUAAGCAGGUAUGGGCUAACAUGCCUGCAUCAGAAUUGGAUUCUAGCAGGUAGGGGUUAACCUGCCUACAUCUGAGAAUUGGAUUCUAGCAGGUACAGGUUAACAUAGUGAUUCACACAUAUUUCAUCUUUAAAUUGCUGCUGGCAGCAAAAUGUAUUCUCAUGUCAUACUUGAUGCAGUUUUUUUGUUUUUCCAAAUCAUCAAUGUAGACAACUUACCAUUGAUGCUUUCGGAAAUGCAUAGUAUUACCGGUAAUGCUAGAUUCUUAUACAUGUAUAUAUUGUUUAUAUGAUAUCAUGUAAAUCAACAAAUUUUACAUAUUAACAUUUUUCUCUUACUUAAUUAAAAGCAAAUUGCAGGUAAAGUUGUUUUUUAUCAAAAAAUAAUAAAAGUCAAUUGUUAAAUGUUAGAAUAGAUCAGUCACCAAAUUAUGUGACUUAACCAGUAAGUGUGGCAUUUUAUUUUUUAGUCUUUUAGUAGCAACUUUAAUGUAAGGGCUAUUGAACUAGUUAUUUUGUAGUUCAGUUGAUCUCAGCUAAUACCAUUUCCUAAUGAAACUUUAUAUGACUUGUUGCAUAUACCACUUUACUAUUCAUGCGAACUGAGUGUGGAACAUUUGCAAGCAUACUUAAGGAUUUUCAUUUCUGCUAUUUUAUUUUAGUGUUUUUCAAAUUGAUUACUUUGAAUUACAAGGGGAAAAAAGCUCAAUUUUUGAGGUUUACUUUGGGGUUUUUUUUUGUU